GUGGAACCUCAACCCAGCAUGUUAUCAUGAUAGAGUCUGCAGAUGCAGAGGCUGCAGGUCCUGGGGUCAAGCAGGAGAGGACUAAAGGAGAGAAGGAGCCACAGCACAGCGGAGACAUCCAGACUGGAGCGCCCCCUGUAGCCACGGAGGACCCCACCUCCGCCCCAGCACCAUCCAGGACCCGACCCAGCAUCACGGAGGUCAGUGGAACGCCGAACGCCGUCCUCAAGUCAGAGACAGACACGGAGACAUUAACUGCAACACACAGGCUCUUACACACAGGAUCUGACCACAGAUCAGACCCAGAGAGACUUGGGCUGGGGCCAUUGGGCUGUCCUUCUCCCGGUUCAGAGUACUUACCAGUAUUUCACCAGAGCAAGAGGACGGCUCAUUCCUGUGGAGGCGGUGAUGGUGACACGUUAGACACUGGUGUUGAUGUUCCGUCUUGUUCUUACGCUACAGAGAUGGACUCUGACAACAUGCCCUUGGGUUUAGACACACAGGCUGAUCUGUCAAGAGGGGACUGGAACCAUUACACUAGUAGUCUAUACUCUGAAGGGUCCCUAGAUAAGAAAGGGGAGGUUAUAGUCAUAGAUGAAGUGAAAGUGGAGGGCGACUCUCCUCUGACCUUGAAUGCAGACAAGACUCACUUAGGGGAAGGACACUCACAAGACAGAGAUUUCUUAGAUUACAGGGAAAGCUUAGAGACAAAUCCCAAUGUUGCGGCCCACUCCCCUUUACACACGCUCAGGGAUCGUGACCCAGUGUCCACGUUGAUGGGUCCUUCCGAUUCACAGGGCUGCGUCCUUUUCGAUCAGGUAUUGAACUCAAAAGACCAAAGGGCUGAGGGGAGGGGAGGGGGAGCAACAUCAAACAAUAGUAAAGAUAAACGGUUCCUCUGCAUGUUCUGUAACAAAGGCUUCAGCUGCCUCCAGAAGGUGGAGAUCCACCAGAGGGUCCACACAGGGGUGAAACCCUUCAGCUGUACCCAGUGUCACAUGCGUUUCGCUGAGGCUGGCAAUCUGAAGAGGCACCAGAGGGUCCACACUGGGGAGAAACCCUUCAGCUGUACUCAGUGUCAUAUGCGCUUCUCCCACUCGUCCAGCAUGAAGAGGCACCGGAGGGUCCACACAGGGGAGAAAUAUUAAAGCUGCCCCGAGGGAAAACCUUUCUUACACAUCAGAACUACCUGAAGAUGCACCUUCAGGUCCACAUGGGUGAAAGGCUGUUCACCUCCACGCAAUGUGGGAAGAGGUUCUCAGAGAGGAGCUACCUCAGGAUACACCAGCAGAAAAAACAUUUCACUAAAUACCUUCUGAUCAAACCCUGCAUUAAAGACAAAGAUACAUUUUCAGUAUUGUCAGCAGAAAAGAUCCACAGAUGCAUUUGGAAUGACGAGUGACAGAUUUCAGUGUUCAAUAUUCUUGGGUAGAAUAUUGCAUCCAGACAUUGUGAUAUAUAAGGCAUAUUUAAACCUAAAAAGUCUGUUACAUAUUGUGUAGGCUAUAUGAUGUAUAUUACUUCCAUUCAACUACUUCAUUUUUUCCCCAAGACAAUUGUAAUGAGAAAAUGAUUGCUUUUUACAAAAGUUUAGGGCUGUCCCUGACUGAAUUUUUUUAUUUUUUUUAAAGUUAGUCGACCGAGAGUCGUCUGUUCUUUCGACAAUCGAUUGGUAGACAUUUUUUACAUGUAUUUUUUCAUACAUAGUGUUUUAAUAAAAUCAACUGUAUGCACUGAGAUUGUGUGAUGCUUUAAAGGAGAAUUGCACCUGAUAAUUUGGCCUUGUUUUUUGGCUUGCUCCUCAAGAAAUGCUGGUGGUCAUGACAGAAGCCAAAUGUGAGUUGGCUUGGGGGUGUGGUUUGAUGGGGGUGUGGUUUGAUGCUGGUGUUUGUUUGUCCUUGCCACCACCAAAACACACCCCUCUGUCAGAACCCUGCCCACAGCUGUUUCCCCCCCACUCAGUUUCAACAAACAAACCUCCUGCAGAUUGAGCUCAAUAACUACAGGCAGAUAUAGAGAAGCUUUGAAUAGAUCAGCAGCCUGAAGAGUAACAUGAGAUGAAUGAAAUUGCAAAAUGUAUGUAUAUAUUCUGAACUAAGUGUUUUGAUAACUUUAAGAUGUAGUCACAGGUCCAUGUAGAAUAAACAACACUUCACAUAAUACCAGAAGCAGUGUUCUGCUGAUAUAGCAAUGUGAACCUUUCAUCUUUUGUCGUUCCCAGCCGAUACAAAUACUGUGCCUAUCUGCAUUUUGUCUGGUGGUAUUGGGGCUACCUUAGCAAACAUGGCUGAGUGGCCAUACAUUCCUGUGUGGUGUCCUGUUCACAACAGGAG
Salvelinus sp. IW2-2015 is the source of this 2333-nucleotide messenger RNA. RefSeq lists its product as uncharacterized. Gene Ontology annotation, molecular function: DNA-binding transcription repressor activity, RNA polymerase II-specific; RNA polymerase II cis-regulatory region sequence-specific DNA binding. Gene Ontology annotation, biological process: regulation of transcription by RNA polymerase II. Gene Ontology annotation, cellular component: nucleoplasm. The record is from RefSeq and is a predicted model, not a curated record. NCBI's taxonomy places the organism in Eukaryota, Metazoa, Chordata, Actinopteri, Salmoniformes, Salmonidae.